Messenger RNA from Jatropha curcas, 2765 nucleotides. RefSeq lists its product as uncharacterized. Lineage: Eukaryota; Viridiplantae; Streptophyta; Magnoliopsida; Malpighiales; Euphorbiaceae. The record is from RefSeq and is a predicted model, not a curated record. Gene Ontology annotation, cellular component: membrane. Gene Ontology annotation, biological process: metal ion transport; transmembrane transport. Gene Ontology annotation, molecular function: metal ion transmembrane transporter activity.
GUCAAACGGAUUCCGCUACGUGCUAACGAUCCUAUAAAGGCCCAGAAAGACAGUUACCCCUUUUCCCUCGUUCUGGCACUGGUUUUUUUUCCUGGGUGUUUUUAGCUAAGCUAUAUUUCGUUUCUCUUUAUCAAAAGCCACGUUUUCUCUGAACAAGUUUAUCCUCUGGGAGUCGAUCCUUCUCUACUUCGUCUACACUGCACUGUCUCCUCCAUACUUUUUUCGCGUAAUUCUCUCAUUUUGUCUAUCUCAAGUCCCAACGGUACAAGUAUAAGAUUCUCUUUUUGCGUAUAUAAUCUGUUAAAUUACAUAAAGUCAGAAAAUGCGAUUCGUUCUCUUUCUAGGAAUUUCUCGUUUCUAAAUGAAGCUUUUAAGAGGAAGUUUUCAUUGGCCAGGAGAGGGAAGAUUCACAUUUAUUUAACUUUUCUGCUCGUUUCUUUAUCAUCUGAAGGAUGAGAUUAUGUCAUUGUGCUUAUACCACCUUCAUCUCCUAUUGAACUUGGGUUGACUGAACCAUUGCUUGCUUCGGUGAACCAGAUACAGUAAGUGAAUCAGCUAGUCUUGAUGUUGCUGGUAUCUAUGCCUGCUUCAGAAGAAGGGAACUUUUUGGGACUUGUCAUUUGUUAUACUGUGGUUCUUGAGACUAGGUAGCAUGCAGAUUGAACGCAAUAUGAGUGAAAACCACUCCAUUGCACUAAACAAUAAAAUGAUGAGAGUAGAAAAUCAUCAAAGUUGUAGCAGUAGAGAUGUUAUACCUGAGAGUGAACUUUGGACGGAUGGGCUUAUUUGUGCCUUUGAAUUUGUUCGAGGCUGCAGUAGAAGAUCAAUGAACUCAAGAUCUACUUCAAAGACCUUGAGUAGACAAAUAGAUGUCGAGCAUUCACAGAUACAAGAGCGCAUGAAUGAGCCAAGGGAGUCUUCUUCCCCAAGACCGAAUGGGAACAAAUUAUUGGAAUCCUCACCCCAUUGUGAGUUUAAGAAUGCUCCUUUAAGUGACUGCAAAGACAACCAGAUCAAUCAAUCGGGACAAUAUCAUGCCAUAGAAAGAGUUGAAGGUAGUCAUUGGGUACCCAUUGGGUGGCCUAGGAUUUCAGAACUGGUCCAAAUGGUACAAACUGAUGCCAGCUGGGCCAUGCAGCAGUUGGAAUUGAUGGAUGAAGAGGAUGGGCUUAGUGUUGCAGAAUUAGCAGCUCCCUACUGGGAGCGUCCAGCAGGGCCCAUAUGGUGGUGCCAUGUUUCCGCAAGUCAUCCCUCUGUCCAAUCCUGGCUCAACAAUUCCCAGUGGUUACAUCCUGCCAUCAGUUUAGCUUUAAGAGAUGAAAGUCGACUGAUAAGCGAGAGGAUGAAGCACCUACUGUAUGAGGUCCCAGUAAGGGUUGCUGGAGGGCUGCUGUUUGAACUGUUGGGACAGUCAGCUGGCGAUCCAUUUGUAGAAGAGGAUGAUAUUCCCAUUGUGCUGCGCUCUUGGCAAGCACAGAAUUUUCUCAUUACUGCACUACAUAUAAAAGGACCUGUUUCAAGAGUAAACGUUUUGGGAAUCACUGAAGUUCAGGAGCUUCUUUCUGCUGGGGGUUAUAAUACACCAAGAACAGUGCAUGAAGUCAUAGCACUACUAGCAUGCCGCCUUACUCGUUGGGAUGAUCGGUUAUUUCGCAAGUCCAUAUUUGGGGCAGCAGAUGAGAUUGAAUUGAAAUUUGUGAACAGGAGAAACCAUGAAGAUAUGCAUCUCUUCAGUGUCAUUCUGAACCAAGAAAUCAGAAGGUUGUCAAGACAGGUUAUUAGAGUGAAAUGGUCACUCCAUGCAAGAGAGGAGAUAGUUUUUGAGCUUCUUUAUCAUUUGAGAGGAAAUGCAACUAGAAGUUUGUUAGAGGGGAUAAGGAAGAGCACUAGAGAAAUGUUGGAGGAGCAAGAAGCAGUUCGUGGUCGCUUGUUUACCAUUCAAGAUGUUAUGCAAAGCAAUGUUCGGGCAUGGUUGCAGGACAGAAGCCUACGUGUAACCCAUAAUUUGGCAGUUUUUGGAGGCUGUGGCCUUGUUCUUUCUAUCAUUACUGGGUUGUUUGGGAUCAAUGUUGACGGGAUCCCUGGAGCAGAAAAUACACCAUAUGCAUUUGUUGUGUUCACAGCCAUCCUCUUCUUCAUAGGCGUGGUACUAAUUGGGGUUGGGUUACUUUAUCUUGGAUUGAAGCAGCCCAUAACAGAAGAGAAGGUUGAAGUGAGAAAGUUGGAGUUGCAAGAAUUAGUGAAGAUGUUUCAACAUGAAGCAGAGACUCAUGCCCAGGUUCGUAAAAAUGUACAUAGAAACAACUUGCCCCCAACUUCUGGAGAUGCACAGUCAGAUGAUGUGGAUUAUGUUCUCAUCCAAUGAAGACAUGAAUUGUCCUAAUCACUUCAUAUUAACAAGAGACAAAGUCUUGAACGCGAUUUUGAUGGAGAUACUUGGAGGCUGGAGUGGGCAAUACAUUAUAUGCAUUUGGGCUUUCUACAGUUACAGCGAUCUUCUUCCUCACUGGUGUUGUAUGUGAUUGACAUAUAUAUAAUUGUAAAGUUUAUGGAUAUUCAAAGAGAGAAGAAUCAAUACCUUAACCUAGUGGUAAAGCUGAGACCAUCUACUAGUAGGUGGCAAGUUCGAAGUUUGUCGGUAAGAAUUUUUCUUCCUGAUAUUAAACACUCUGCAGUGCAGGAUGGAAUUAAUGGCUGACUACACCUUUGCUAUGACUAUAAAUGGAGUUCAUGGGCAUGGGACUGAGCCAACUUUUACAAAUAAA